CAGACGCUCAGUCAUGUACACGUCCUGCUGCAUGUCGAGGGUGCCGUUAAAGCAGGGCACCCUCCUCCUCAACAAUUAAAGAGGAGGGUUAUCCAACUUUAAUAAUUUAUCAAGUGCAAUAAUUAAACGUAUAAUAAGGUUAAUAUGUAAUUAAUAAAUUAAUAUAGUAUAUUUAAUAUAUUUUUUUACUACUAUCGUGAGUGUGGAAUGUAAAUAAAGCGAAAAAAACUGCAUCGUAUGCAGAUUUGACAAAAGAAGUCGUGGGUGGAGUCACAUGUGCAUUAGUAACCAAUCCGUACGUUUUAGACAAGGGAAAUAUUAGAAGAAUAAUGGAGAAUUUUGAGGCACAUUAUGCAGACAAUCGGUAGAGAAUUCACGAGAUAAUCUCUUUUCUUUGCUGUGCUAAUGUGUUUCCAAUAGGAAAUUUCCAUAUUGUCCAAUGCAUGGAGUGACGUUUACUGAGAAUUAAUCAGUCCUCUAAUGUAUACGUACACACGUAGCUGAAGCGAAUUUUAUUUCACAAAUUCGAGAUGACGUCGAUAGACGGCUGGGAAUUAAAUCGCGUUUUGGGGAGUGGAGGCUUUGGAACUAUUGAACUUUGGAUACAUGAGCAAACUAGCAAAAAAAUUGCAAUAAAAAAGUGUAAAUGGAAUUAUUCGGAAUUGACACCAGUACAACAAAAAAGAUGGGCCAACGAAGUUGAAAUAAUGAAGCACUUGAAACAUCCAAACAUUGUGAAAACAGGAUGUGUACCAUUUCAAUUACCAAAUAUAGAAAAAAACCAGCCAAUUUUGUGUAUGGAAUAUUGCAGAAAAGGAGAUUUGAGAAAAAUUUUAAAUCAACCAGAAAACUGUUGUGGAAUUAGCGAAACUGAAGCAAUAAAAGUAAUGAGUGAGAUUUCGUCAGCUGUAGAAUAUUUACAUUCAUAUAACAUAACCCAUCGAGAUUUAAAGCCAGAGAACAUAGUUUUACAAGAUGAAGGAAAUGUGACUUCCUAUAAGUUGAUAGAUCUAGGAUAUGCCAAAGAACUUGGGGAAGCGAGUGUGUCUGCUUCUUUAGUGGGCACCCUAAAUUAUGUUGCUCCGGAACUUCUUUGGAGAGAGAAAUAUAGUUGCUCUGUUGAUUACUGGAGCUUAGGAAUAUUAUUUUAUGAACUUGUAACUGGAAUAAGACCAUUUUUACCCACAAUGCAACAUACUAUGGAAUGUUGCCUCCGAAACAAAAUGGUCCACUGGUUCAGAUUAGUUUUACAAUGGGAUCUACAUAAAAGAGGUAAAAUACUCGACGAAUCUGGUAGAUCUCAUUUAGCAGUAUUUACAAUGUUACAACAAGUGUUAUCAAACAAAAUACUAUAUGUUUUUUGUCUGCCAUUUUAUAAAAUUAAUAUGUACGAAAUUGAUGCUAGUACUACUCUCAAAGAUCUUCGAUUGUUAAUAGAAAGAGAUACUAAUAUUGAAGUUAAGCAUCAAGUAUUAACUGAUUACAACGGUGCAAUAUUAAUUGAAAGUACUAUGUCACUUGCGUCACAAAUCAAUGAUCACGUUUUGUUCCUGUUCAGAAACGGACGUUGUUUGAUAGAAGAUGUACCGACAUUAAAUAUUCCCACAGCAGUGGAAAAAAUGAUGAUACAAUCAAAACAUCAAUUGAAUUAUGAAGUAGUGAAAGACUAUUAUCGCCAUACAAUAUAUUUUGCAAAAAAAGAAAUAUAUUUAUUUCAACUGUACAUUUUUGCGUUUAGCAUAAGUGUAGAUUUAUUAAAUCAAAAAAUCGAUAUGUUUAAUACAAACAUGGAAAAAACAGUGGAGAAUAUAAAGAUGCUUACAGAUCAAGUGCACAUGAUUUACAUAAAAUAUACGAAUACAACGGAUGAAGACGAGGCUAAAAAGAAAGUACAAAUUUAUUUUGACAAAGUUAAUAAAUUAGUUAGUGCAGCAGAUCAAAUAAAAAUGAAGUUUAUGUCUCUGAAGAUGGAUAAUAACAUACUCAAAGAGCAAGCUAUAGUUAUCGAUUAUACAGGGAAUUUAUCAAAACUGUACAAUAAGAUGUGCGAUAUAUAUCUAAAAUUUAAGACAGAAAGUCCACAUAGAACAGCAAAACCAUUGGACAUGUCGAAAUUAGUGUUUGCAUUUAUGAAUGAGCGUGAAACGCAACUUCGUAAUGAAAAUAUAACUGAUAUUACAAGGCAAUUAGAUCAAUUGCAAGACAAAUUUUUAAAACUAGAAAAAGUAUUUUUUUCUGUUACUACCAUGACGAAGUUAUAUCGGGAAGAAUAUCAAAGAAUUGCACAAUCGGACAUUGACAGUGUUCCUCAGCAAGCUAACAAUUGUCAAUCUUUGAAUAUCUCCACCAGUGAAUUAGACAGUAUUAUCCAAUCAGAAGAUAAUGUAAUAUAUGAUAAUUUGCUCAUGCGCUACAGAUUGGAUAAUUUGAUAGCUCAAAUAGAGAAAAAAUAUGUUGAAGUAAUUAAAUUGGACCCGUGAUUACAGAUAUUAUUCAUAUCUAAUCCAUAUGAUAUAUGUUAUCAAGCAGUCUAGUAUACUAAAGCAUACUCUCUAUUAAUUUUAAUUCCCAUAUUUUAAUACAUUCAAUUUUUGAAGCCUACUCGUCUUAAUAUACGGGGAACAUAAUGUCUUACACCCCACUUAAUGUUGGCAUGUUUAUCAGUCUUAACGAACGCGUAGACAGGUUUGGUCAAUACUGGCUCCAAUUUUGCUUGAUAUUUAUUGUUCUGACCUGUUCAGAAAAUUAAAAUAUUUUUAUAACUUUAACUUUUAAAAAAACGGACUGACUUUAUAAACGCACACGCAAUAUAUUCAUUAUAUAAUAUAAUAUAACGUACGUUAAAUGUAUAAAAAUUAUUUUUAUAACCGACACAUUUUAGAUAAACAAGAAUAGUUUUUAUUGAUUAAAAAAUCAAGAAUUUCCGAAUAAUAGAAUUUCCGAGUGUAGAUGGCUGUGAAAAAAAUGUAUGAUGAAUUGAUAAAUUUUAUAAAAAAGCUAAAUAUAAAUGUUAAUUAUUUUAAUACGCGAUAUGAAUCGUUUACAUAUGCAAAAUAAUUUUCUGAAUUAUGUAAUUUGAUUUUGAUAUAUUUUUCUUUACUUACCCUUUUCAAGAGCAACAACCAUAAUAUUUAGGGAAAGGUAGAGUAUGAAAUAGAUUAUAAAUAUCUGAAAUAUAAUUAUGAUAUCUAAUGUAGACAAUGGAUACGGACGGUAUAAAAAAUGUAAAAUGUACUCACUUGCAUUACAUGCAUUGUUCUCAUUGUUAAUAUAUCUAUCUUGUUGUCGAUAUUCUUUUAGACUGUUUCUGUGAUAAGUGAGCGGAUACUUUAAAUUCAUUGUCUUUAAUAAAAAGUGCAACGGUUGAGUGAUCUUUUAUAUACUUUGUUUAUGUGUGCGUAGUUUAAAUAUCUUUCACUACUUUCUCUUAACCCAGAUUUUGAUAUCUAUUACUUUUAUACAUUGCCGUUGUUAAACGUGAAGAAUGUUUUAUCUAAUUCUAACAGAUGCAUAUUUUAAUAGGAUAGAUACAAUAUGUUUGUAGUGAUAUAUUUUAUUAGAAAACUGUAUACAGAUCUCAAUUUAAGGAUUGAACACAUCCAAAUUGAGGAUUGAACAACGAUGUUAAAAUAAAUAUUAUGCUCUUUA
This is a messenger RNA of Solenopsis invicta (red fire ant), 3648 nucleotides long. RefSeq names its product inhibitor of nuclear factor kappa-B kinase subunit beta (gene IKKbeta). The transcript is spliced from 12 exons. Gene Ontology annotation, cellular component: cytoplasm; IkappaB kinase complex. Gene Ontology annotation, biological process: tumor necrosis factor-mediated signaling pathway; peptidyl-serine phosphorylation; positive regulation of transcription by RNA polymerase II. NCBI's taxonomy places the organism in Eukaryota, Metazoa, Arthropoda, Insecta, Hymenoptera, Formicidae. Gene Ontology annotation, molecular function: IkappaB kinase activity; ATP binding. The record is from RefSeq and is a predicted model, not a curated record. Bases 531 to 2480 code for a protein of 649 amino acids.